Messenger RNA from Nilaparvata lugens (brown planthopper), 7598 nucleotides. RefSeq names its product WAS/WASL-interacting protein family member 1 (gene H). NCBI's taxonomy places the organism in Eukaryota, Metazoa, Arthropoda, Insecta, Hemiptera, Delphacidae. The record is from RefSeq and is a predicted model, not a curated record. The annotation marks the transcript as partial. The transcript is spliced from 6 exons.
UAUCAUGGCUUAGAAGAGAUGCGAAUACAAGAAACAUACGUGUCUGCAUCAUGUGCCAAAAUGACAGACGAAAAGAACAUGAAUGGAGAUUUAUCAAGUGGAUUGAAAAAGGAAAUCGUAUCUGAAAGUACUAAUGGUCCGUCAAGUCCUAACCUAACUCCUGGUGAUUCCGAAUGCUCCAGUUCAAUUGGUGGUGGAAGACUGAAAUUUUUCAAAGAUGGCAAAUUUAUAUUGGAGUUAUCACAUCGAAAAGAAGGUGAUAGAGGAGGUUGCUGGGUUCCAGUUCCGAAGAAAGCAACUGUGUUUUGGCCGGCAGUUGGCACACCCAGGCAUGAGAGUUCAACUUCUCUCAGUGUGUCGGACGACAACUCGUCGGUGCAGUCGUCGCCGUGGCAGCGCGACCACUGCUGGAAGCAGAGCAGCCCGCGACAGCAUGCAGGCCGCGGCCUCGAGUUCUACAUGGUUCGGCCGGUCAAGUUGAGGCGGCUGCGGCGGUCGCACGCCAUCGGCAGACGCAAGCGGCGGCGGCCGCACCUGGAUGUGGUGGAGGUGGCGGUGACUGCUAACAAUGGGGGGCCGAGGGGCGGCAGCGGAGGUGGUGGAGGCAGGGCCAGCCUGGCCAAGGUGCUGCGCUGUCUGUGGGAACGCGUCAACCGCGCCGCUACCGCCGAUCCCGGCAUCGUGUCGCCGCGCAAACGCAUUCUCCGCGAAAUGGAAAGGGUGACACUGGAAGACCAGGCGAAACGUCAGCGCGCGCGUCCUGCGGUAGUGAGUGAGGGAGGGGCCCCACCAGGGGUCGCCAAACCCCCCAGCAGCCACAGCAUCACGUCGAUCCUGGCCCGGGAGGACGAGCCCUCCUUCCUGCGAACCCUGCUCCGCUCGCCCGAGCCACCACCCCCGCACCCCUUCCUGCCCCCACCGCCACUCAUGUAUCCGCACCACCCCUCCUCGUCCGCCUUCCUCCAUCCCACCCCGCCCCACCUUUCCUGGUAUUCACUGGCCGCCUCUAGUCUGCCCCCUCGUGCCCUCUAUCAUCCCCUCCACUCGGCGCCCCCAACCCCUCCGCCAUCGCACCACCCCUACUCCGCCGCCCCACCUCCGCACUGGCACCAUCUGCCCACAUCGCACCAUCAUCAUCUCUCGCAUCCGGCUAGUUUGAAGCGCGACGACUCCACCUCAGGGAGGGGCCCCACCAGGGGUCGCCAAACCCCCCAGCAGCCACAGCAUCACGUCGAUCCUGGCCCGGGAGGACGAGCCCUCCUUCCUGCGAACCCUGCUCCGCUCGCCCGAGCCACCACCCCCGCACCCCGUCCUGCCCCCACCGCCACUCAUGUAUCCGCACCACCCCUCCUCGUCCGCCUUCCUCCAUCCCACCCCGCCCCACCUUUCCUGGUAUCACUGGCCGCCUCUAGUCUGCCCCCUCGUGCCCUCUAUCAUCCCCUCCACUCGGCGCCCCCAACCCCUCCGCCAUCGCACCACCCCUACUCCGCCGCCCCACCUCCGCACUGGCACCAUCUGCCCACAUCGCACCAUCAUCAUCUCUCGCAUCCGGCUAGUUUGAAGCGCGACGACUCCACCUCAGAUGUUCCUUUGAACCUGUCCAAACAUGCUGGGUGACAGAGAGGUCCUUCAGAGAGGGAAGACAAUCUGAAACUGCCAAUAUUUGAAAGGUUUGCAACAUUCAUAAGUAUUCUAAAGAUUAUUUUGUAAUAUUACAUUCUAGACUGUCCCCUUUUUGUGAUUUCAAUCAGUUUGAUAAUCAUAAUUAUUCUAAAAAUUAUAUAAUAGCAAAUCUUAAAUUAGGGGAAAUGUGCCUUUCAAUAUACUAUUAGAGGCAAAGUAGUAUUCUUUGUAAUUAUUUUUUGUAACAACUAUAUUAUUUAUGUAUUCAUGUAAAUGAGUAUUUGUGAAGUAUGUAAUAUAAAUAUUUUUUAACGUUUUCCACUAUAAAUGUAUAUGUUUUGUUACUUUUUUAUUGUUUCUCAUAACAGCCUUGUAGGAAACUUGUAAUUAAUGUAUAUUAUGUUUACGAAUCUAUAUCUAUACCGUAAGUCAAUGUAAGAAUUCCUGUUAUUUAUUUAUUGUAUCAUUAUCUUCUCUGAUUUUAAUUUGGAUUACUAUACUUGCCUCAUAAUUAUCGUCCUUCACAAAUUCACUAGAAUCAUUUCACUAUUUUCAUGCCUGCAAAUAACAUUGGUAUCUCAAAUAUUAGUUUUGAAAAGUGUAGUUGACAAUAAAUAUGUGGUCUUAACGUUUAUCAAUUUCAAGUGCCCAAAUUUAAAUAUGACAGGUCACCGAUUAUUAAGGUUAGAAUACUAAUGCUGGAAUUCCAAGUCUGUAAAACCCAAUUAAAUCCUGCUUAAAAUCUUGAAUUUAUCAGAUAAUCCAAAUUCUAUUGAAGAAAAUUAUUGUCGAUAGUUUUAUUUUUAUAACUAAAUUUGUGAAAUUGUAUGAAUGCUUAAUUCAGUCUGUUUGUGGGAAAAUCAUUUAAAUCAUCGAAUGAUAUGCAUUUUUGAACAUGCUCCUUGCGAGUUACUAAUUACUUUCUAAUUCAGCAUUAAAGCUCUAUGACGAAAUCACAAACCAACCUAGGCAACGAAAUUAGUGCCUUUAUUUCGUUCAAUAUAACAAUAAGUCCAUGGCAUUAGCAAGAAAACUAGUGUUACUUUUUGAAAUAAAUACUAAAUUAUGUACAAAAUCUAAAUCUGUUAUUAUUUUUCAUCUGUUGAUUAGUUUUGCAACCUCGAAACUAUACUACUGUACAAUACAUCCAAUUCUUGUAAGGACUUCUGUAAAGUUCAGAUUAUUUCUUGAUAACAGUCAAGUAAUCAAAUAUUCGAUUAAAAUAUAUAUAGUUUUUCCUAAAAGUAUUUUUAAAAGUGCAUGGCCCAGAGAUAAUAAUGUUCGAGAUAUAAGUUUAUGAAAAAUUCAAUACGAAUAUGCCUAAAAUUUUCAUCGUUCGGCUCCAACUUCACAUAAAUAUUCCCCAAACAUGUUGAUAUUCGUAAACAUAAAGACAGGACAUUAAUGUGGAGUUAAAAGUAGAUUGUCAUUGGAUCGUUAGUGCAAUAUUCUAUUAAAAUAAAAAGCAUUGUCUGUGUAUUGAUUCAAUUCAUCGGGUUGCGUACAUUUUGUGGUUUUGACUUUUGUGAUACUUCGUUGAGCCUCCAAGUUUUUCGAACAGAAAACUGAUUUCCAAUGCAGCUUACCUCUUGAAACGUAUAUAAAGUUCAAGCAAAAUUUUGUUUAAACACACACCACAUCACAAUAAAUUAGUCAAUUAUUUUAAAUGACCUGAUAAUCAAUAGAAACUCACGACUGAGAAUUGAAAUAAAUUCACUAUUAUUAUUACAGUACUCUAUUACUUUGGCGAUAGGUUGAUUUUGGACUUUUUGUAAGAGGGCCAAUCUUUUACCUAAAAAUUACCGUUAUAUUUAGUUUGUGAAAUUUCACAUUUCAACAAGUACUCGCGUAUCACUCAUCACUGAAAUUAAAAUAGAAAAUAUAUUUAUAUGGAAACUAUUUUGAAACUUGAUCCAUCUCAGGGAUUUUAAAAGAUUUAUUAUUUUGAAAAUGAUAUUAUUUUAACAGUUAUCAAUUUAUGGCAUCGUGAAUUCAAGUCAAAUUGAUUCAGUUAUUCUAUUAGAUGAAUUACCCUAUUCUAAAUCAUUGAAACAUCUUGAUAUUAUUUCGGUUAUUAGCUUUCUCCAACGAUAUUAUACUGUUAUAUUUAUUUUCGUAACUUAUUAAGUGUCUUAAAAAUGUCUACUUGAGCUUAUUUUUGGAAAUAUGCUUAGUUUGAAAAUUUAUUGGAUUUUAUCAUAUGAAAUAGGCCUAUUCCAGUUGAUAUUCCAGUCAGUCUUCUCUUGAUUCCUCUCAACUAUUUCUGCUUAAUGAUAUUCAAUUAGCCAACCAAAUACCAUUUGAUAUUAUGAAACUAUUAUUUGGUGCAAUCGCCCCAUCGUAUUUUUCUCAUUCCAUUAUUCAAUUUUCAUUUGUCAAUUUUGAAUAAUUUUUCUUUGACCUAUAAGUUGGCAUAUUUCCAAAAAUAAAAAAAUGUAUAUGAUCAAAUUUUAGUCAAAUCGGAAAUAAUAACAUGGUUUUGCCUGAUAUCAUCUCGUGAGAGAUUUAAAACUAGACUGCGAUUAUUCCAGGUUUUCAUUUUGUAAUUUACAACUCAGAGUUCAGUUUUUCUAAUUCUGUGAAACAUUUGGAAAUGUUUGUGGAAUAGUUCUAGUCAAGUUGUUCAUAUUCAUUUAUCAUGAAUAGCCAAGGUUAAUAUCGAGUCCAUCGUAGACUCACAGCUGAAUCUUUACUUGUCUUCAAGUUUAACAGAAAAAUUCUUGUAAUCAAUUUUAUUUUUUAGAAUUUGGAGAUAUUAAAAAGAUUCUGAAAUAAAUGGUUUUUAUGUUUGUUCUUUGUUGAUAACUAAUAAUUUUAUUGCAGGCUACACAAUCAUGUAUAUAUAAAUGAUCUAUUUAUUCUAAUUUAAAGUAAGGUUUAUUAUAAUUUGCUCAAUAAUAUUGAAGAUUAUGUAUAUUCAUAGUACUCUGCGACAAAAUUUUAUAUAAAGUUUAAUUUCUCUAACUUGUUGGUCACUUUUCAUCAGCUUUAAAAUUUUUUAAUCGAGUAAAUUUUAAAACAAAUUCUUGUAUUUUGUAGUAGCCUAUACUUCUUUAUUUUACUUGGUUGUUUCAUAACCAAUUAGAUCUAUAAAACUUUAGGAGGUAUAGCGGUAUUUUCAAUUGAUACAUUUUCACAAAAUUGCUUUGAUGUAGUAAUGUAUUCAACUAAUUAUGUAACUUUCGUUUCUCCAAUUUUUGAAAUUCGAGUGCAAUACACUUUUCAAUUCAGUUCGAUAAUGAGUCACACUUUUAUUAUCGAGUAACUAAGCGUCUUUACGUCAGUAGAAUGCAACUUGGGCUAUGAUAUUACUACUCUACAUUGAUCAUGGGAUUAUUAUUUUCUUCCAUAGUUCUACUGAGUCAAAUAAUCUACACAAUAUUAUUUUAUCUCACAACUUUUUGUGAUUCCCAUAAAAAACAUUCCUUAACCUCUAAUUUAUAUUGAUUAGUGACCUACUCUUAAUUUCAUUAUUCGUUGGUUUGAAACCAAUUUAUACUAUGAGAUAAUACUGUAAUCAGGUGCAUCAUACAAGUUGAGUUGACUGAUGGCCGAAUAUAAGUUAAUCUCAAUUAGAAUUGGUUGGUUUUAUUUACAACACUAUGAAACUUGAUGCUUGUGAUAGAUACCUAAAUGAUAUAGAGCUGUAAACUUUAAUCUUAUUUUUGUAAUUUAAUAUAUUGGAAAAUUUGUAUUUUUGCUUCAAAAACCAAACCAACUUUCUAUCAGAUUAAUCUCUAUUGAGUCGAGCUUAUAUUAGUGUCGUGAAUCUUUGUAAAAAGCGUUUUAAAAAAUCACCCUGAUUAUAUUAUAUCGUUAUAAUAAAACUAGUUGAACUUGUAUAUUUUUGUAUAUAAUUGUAUCACAAAAUGAUAUUUUAUUCUUUGAAUGAGUGCAACAUCCUAGUUAAGUUAUUGAGUUUUACUAUUAGAACUUUUUUCCUUGUAAUCAUUUCUAGGAAGAAAAAUAAUCUACUGUAUCUCAAUUUUACAAACACUGAAUUAAACCAAUAGUAUUUCCUUUGGAAUCGUAUCGAAUUCAAUGCGUUGAUGUGAAAUAAUUGUUGAUCGUUUUACAAAUGGGGUCAAUUCACCCAAAAGUUUAAAUUAUUUUAUUCUUGACUCUAUUAUUAAUAAAGUCAAUUUAUUAUUGGAUUUUAUUCACUAGCAUUUUAUUAUUGACUUGAAUUUCAAUGCUUUGUAUUUUCUCUCCCUUUUGCUUAAGAAUUUUCAUAUCAAUAUUCAAUUUAGUUGAUCUUAUGUUUUACAUUUUCAUCGGUCAUUCAUUGAUUUUGUAAUCUUAUCAUGAGAAAUGUUAUGACCAUUCCUUAUCAUGACUGGAAUGUGACGAUUGUCAAAAUUGCAAAUUUUCAUAUUCCACUGUCAAUCAAACAUUUAUUUUCAUUUUUUAAUCAUUUUGAUUUUAAUGAGAAAAUCCUGAAUGAAAGAUGAAGUAAUGGAAUUAUUUAUUGGAAAACUUUAAUUUAUAGUCAUGAAAACAGUAAUUUUUUACAAAUAAAAUCUAAGAUACCUAUGUAAAACUUACUUAUACAGGGAAUUAAAAGAUUAAUAACGUCUCCAUAAUGGUGGAAAUGGCUCUGAUGCUGUUGAGUUUAUUACUACUGGAUCAUUUUUGUUGAAUUUAUAUUUCUACUUUAAUUUAAUUUUGACUGUUUUAUCAAAAUUUAAGAUGUUGAGUAAAUAAUUAUUAUAAUUAUUUCAUCUUCCAUUUUACUUCUUUGCAAAAACUAUUCUUGAAUCUCUGUUGUUUAGAAUAAUAUAUUAUUUCCUCAAUAAUAUCAUAUAGUAUAAUAACACUAUGAUAAUAUCUUGGGUUAUUUUUCAACAAUUCCGUUGAAAUACUGUAUGUCUAGCGUCUGACACUUUGUAUGCGAAAAUUAUGUGAAAAUAUCACUAUUUUGAUAUCUUCUUAAUUUAUAUUUAUUGGUUGAGCAAAGCGUUUUCAAAGCUAUUUCGACUGAUUUGUAAAUUAUAUUGGGCAUGGGUAAAUUUAUAUUGCCUAUCAUAAAAUUGAAUUAUUUUUUUAAUUAGUAAUUUUUAUAAAAGUAUAAGAGUACUUUCGAAGACUGAAAUUCUAUUGAUCACUUGAAGAUCUCUUCUCAUUAAAAAAGUAGAUAACACAAGAUGCAGUCAAUACGAAAACAGAAAACUAUGUUUUCCAACUCGUCUUCAGUCCAUUAAAAUAUAGUUAAUGAUUUGUAUUCAACUGUUUUAUUUAAGAAUUUUGAAAAAUUGUAUAGUUCUUGUGUUAUCUCAGAUUAUAAUUACUAAUUAUUUAUUAUUCGACUAACUGUGUAUUUUAGUCAUGAAUAUUAUAGGUCAUAAAAAUGUAAUAUAAGUUAGUCUUAGUUCCACAUGAAAAAAUACGUUUUUUCACUGCCGUUCAAUGAGCAACUCUUCAAGUUAAUUUAUGCAGUGAAAAGUCCUUCAAGAAUUUCAAAACUCAAGCGAAUUCUAGUUUGUUUGAAACGAAAUAUAACUUAUUCUAUCCUAUAUAAAUGUUUAACACUUACGGUCUUUUAUACAAAAUGAACAGUGCCCUUAUAAAAUAAACUUAUAAAUGUUUAUAUUAUAAUAUGUAUUACAAAUGUUUUGUUCAACUGUAGUAUUUUGGUUUUUGAAGAGAUUUAUAUUGAAAUUUUCCAAAGUAAGGUAAUACAGACUGGUAAAUUAAUAAUCUAUACGAUUAUUAUUGGACAGUAUUCCCUAAAGACAUAGUAUGAACGAUUUUUGUAAUUAAUGUGUAGACGUAUUGUAAAUAUUGCAUGUAAAUAACUAAAUUAUGUAAUGAAUAUAAUAAGUAGUAUUCCAAGUGUAAAUCAUUCAAAUUAUUUACCAGAUUUAUCGUACUCUUUCUAUCGUCAGCAUUAGAGACAAUACUCUGAAAUUCCGAUGCUGUUCCUAUACGCUAAAUUUGUUUGUAAGCUAUUUUAUUUACAUAAAAUUUGUAAUUUU